ACAGUCUGAUCAGUGUUUAACACGAUGAAGUGGAGUGUAGUCGUAUAUUUGUCCGCCUAUUUAACAGUUUCCCUGGGCUGUCAGGCAGUGGUCAAAAAACAGGAAUCAGAAUGGUGGGAAAAUGCUUCCCUCUAUCAAAUCUAUCCUAGAUCCUUUCAAGAUAGCGAUGGUGAUGGUGUGGGUGACAUAAAAGGUAUUACCUCGAGAUUGGAAUACUUAAAAGAUAUCGGUAUAACAGCUACUUGGUUGUCGCCCAUAUUUGAAUCACCUAUGGCUGAUUUUGGUUAUGAUAUAUCGAAUUUUACACGUAUUGAUCCCACCUUUGGCAAUUUGGAUGAUUUCGAUGAAAUGUUAGCGAAGGCCAAACAAUUGGGGGUGAAGAUUUUAUUAGAUUUUGUGCCCAAUCAUACGUCCGAUGAGCAUGAAUGGUUUCAGAAGUCUGUGAAAAGAGAGGAGGGUUUUGAGGAUUUCUAUAUGUGGCAUGAUGGUAAAGUAGAUCCUACGGAUUCGAGUAAAAAAAUACCACCAAGUAAUUGGAAUUCCAUUUUUGGUGGUCCUAUGUGGACCUGGCACGAGGAGCGCCAACAGUAUUAUUUGCAUCAGUUUCUGGCUAAACAACCCGAUUUAAAUUAUUCUAAUACUUUGGUACGUCAACAUAUGCUAAAGGUUUUGGAGUAUUGGUUGCAACGUGGUGUAGAUGGUUUUCGUAUUGAUGCUGUUCCUCAUAUUUUUGAGAAACGUAAUGAUGAUGGUUCUUUUCCCGAUGAGGAAAUCAGUGGCGUUUCUUCUGAUCCUAAUACUUAUGAUUAUUAUACACAUAAGUACACAAAGGAUCAGUAUCCUACGAUAGAGUUACUGUAUGAGUGGAGAGCAUUUUUGGAUGAUUUCCGUGCUAAAAAUGGUGGUGAUAGUAGAAUUCUCUUAACCGAAUCCUACUCUCCCAUUGAUUUUCUCAGUUUAGCUUUUGCUAAUGCCACUAAUAAGGGAGCCCAAAUUCCCAUGAAUUUCAAUCUAAUGGAUUUAGUAUCCACUUCAACAGCUAAAGAUGUAGAAUCCUUAGCUAAUGCCUGGAUGGAUACCAUGUGGAAAGAACAUCAAAUUGCCAAUUGGGUGGUGGGUAAUCAUGACAGCAGUAGAGUGGCCAAUCGUAUUGGCACCAAUAAAGUAGAUUUAUUAAAUAUCAUUGUACACACUUUGCCCGGUACUUCAAUAACUUAUUAUGGCGAGGAACUGGGCAUGACUAAUGCCAUAACCGAAUGUACUCCCUCCUCCUGUGAGGAUCGCGAUCCCGAAAGAUCACCCAUGCAAUGGAAUUCACAAGUUAAUGCUGGCUUCUCACAAGCUGCCAAAACUUGGCUGCCUUUGUCUCAGGAUUAUGAAUUUUAUAAUGUUGAAACUGAGUCCCAAAUAGGACGCAGUACUUUGCAAAUAUUUAAAGGUUUACAAGAGUUAAAGAAGACUGCAGCUUUUAAGAACACCAAAGGAGAGGGAGGUUUCUCAUAUAAAGCUUUAACAGAGCAAAUAUUUCAAAUUAUAAGAGCUGUUCCUGAUAAAGAGGAAUACAUGAUUUUGGUCAAUAUGGGUGAUAAGUUGGAAUAUGUGGAGAAUUUAAGCUCAAAAACUUAUGAAUAUGUUUUGAUGAAUACUUUCUCACCACAUAUUAAGGGCGAUAAAGCCGAUCUGAGUGGACGUUUGUAUUUGAUGCCCAAUGAAGCAGUGAUUUUGAAAUGGGCGGCUUAAGUGGAGAAAAAUUUUAUAUGUAAAACAAGCAAGAAAUUAUAGUCAGGCGAGGCCGACCAUAUAAUACCCUACACCUGUUACAAAAAUAAAAUGUGAUUUAGUUUUCAUAAUAAAGCAUUUAAGUUGACUU
Messenger RNA from Lucilia sericata (common green bottle fly), 1870 nucleotides. RefSeq names its product maltase A2-like. Bases 25 to 1740 code for a protein of 571 amino acids. The record is from RefSeq and is a predicted model, not a curated record. Gene Ontology annotation, biological process: carbohydrate metabolic process. Lineage: Eukaryota; Metazoa; Arthropoda; Insecta; Diptera; Calliphoridae. The transcript is spliced from 4 exons.